UCCUCCACCUCGGACACCUUCCAUUCCAUCUGCACACGCAACCCCUGGUCUAGCCGGAUGAGUUACCACCCGGUGGACACGAUAGGGAGUCCAUUCAGGAGAAGUAUGGAUAGUAGGACCACCUACGGCCGCUCCACUGGCACCCCUUCCAGCGGGUUCCGUUCUCAGUCCUGGUCCCGGGCAAGCCCAGGCUCCACGAUGACCUCCUCCUACAAGAGGAGCGUCAAUAUGCCGGUAGCCAGAGCGUACAGCUCCACACUCCUCAGCUCCGCCGACAGCGUUGAUUUCAAUCAAACGAACGGAGACUACAAGCGCUCCAACGAGAAAGAGCAGCUCCAGGGGCUCAACGACCGCUUCGCCGGUUACAUCGACAAGGUGCACUACCUGGAGCAGCAGAACAGCCAGAUUGAAGAGGAGAUCCAGACGCUGCGGCAGAAGCAGGUGUCACAAUCCCAGCUAGGCGAUUUAUACGACCAGGAACUCCAGGAGCUGCGCUCCAUGCUUGAGCAGAUUCACCACGAUAAAGCGCAGAUCCAGCUCGACACAGACCACAUCGAGGAGGACAUCCAGAUAAUUAGGGGCCGUUUCGAUGAGGAAGCCCGCAUCAGGGAUGAGACGGAAGGCAUCAUCCGGGCGUUGAAAAAAGAUAUGACCGACUCUGAUUUGGUGAAGUCAGAGUUUGCGAAGAAAGUUCAGUCACUGCAUGACGAGAUUGCCUUUAUCCGCAACAACCACGAAGAAGAGGUGAGCGACCUGUUCGCCCAGGUGCAGGCGUCGCAGGUGACCAUGGAGAGGAAAGAUAUCCAGAAGACGGACAUCACCGAGGCGCUGCGGGAGAUCCGCACCCAGCUCGAGGGCCACUCCAACCAGAACCUGCAGCAGGUGGAGGACUGGUUCAUGUGCCGCUAUUCCAAGCUCACUGAUGCUGCGGCACAAAACAAAGAUGCAAUCAAGUUCGCCCGUGAUGAGAUAGCAGACUACCGUCGCCAGCUUCAGUCCAAGACCGUGGAGUUAGAGUCCGUCCGUGGAACCAGGGAGUCACUGGAGAGGCAGUUGAAUGACAUCGAGGACCGACACAACAACGACCUGUCCAGCCUGCAGGAGACCAUCCACCAGCUGGAUAAUGAGCUCAAGGGCACAAAGUGGGAGAUGGCGCGUCAUCUGCGUGAGUACCAGGACCUGCUCAAUGUCAAGAUGGCCCUCGACAUUGAGAUUGCUGCGUACAGGAAACUCCUAGAAGGUGAAGAGACCCACUUUAGCACUUUCCCCUACCGCCACACCGUCACCUCCUCUAAGAAGUCCAAGUAUGAGCCUCCCAAACUGAAAGUCCAGCAUAAGUUUGUAGAGGAGAUCACCGAGGAGACCAGGGUAGAGGAUGAGAAGGAUGAGAUGGACCAGGCCCUGGCUGAGAUGGCCCAGGAGUUUUCUGCCACUCUGGAGGCAGAGGCAACAGAUGAAGGAGAGGAUGAGGGAGAAGAGGGAGGAGAAGAAGCCGAGGGAGAAGGGGGAGAGGGUGAAUCAGAAGAGGUUGUAGCCUCCACUUAUGCCCAAGUUAGCUCCAGCACACCUGCUGAGGACGAAGAGGAGGACAAAGAAGGUGAUGAUGAAGAGGAAGAGGGAGAAAAAGAAGAAGAGGGUGAGAAAGGAGAAGAGGUUGAGGGUGAGAAGGGAGAUGAUACAGAAGGUGGUGAUGAGGGAGAAGGAGAGGGGGAAUUAGAGGAGACAGUCCUGUGCUCUAAAGCCCCAGAAUCAAAGUCCUCUCCUGACAAAGAGAAGGCUGGAGAGAAGGAGGGAAGCGGAGGAGAAGAGGAGACAGGAGAGGGAGAGGGAGAAGAGGAGGGUGAUGAUCAAGAUGAAGAUGCAGGUAGUGACAAAGGAUCCAAAGAUGGAGAUGAUAAGGAUGAGGAAGAUGAGGAGAAAGGAAAGGAUGAGAAAGAAGACAAAACAGAUGAGAAGGCAGCUGUAGCCAAGACAGAGGCUCCCAAAACAGAAGCCCCCAAGAGUGAGUCCCGGAAAGUUGAGGUCCAGAAAUCUGAGUCACCAAAGCCCUCCAAGCCAGACUCCCUAAAAGCUGAAUCCCCAAAGGCUGGGUCCCCCAAGUCUGAGAUCCCAAAAGCUGGAUCCCCCAAACAUGAAUCUCCCAAAGCUGUAACCCCCAAAUCUGAAUCUCCAAUACCUGGCUCCCCAAAAUCUGAAUCUCCAAAACCUGCUGGAUCCCCCAAAUCUGAAUCCCCAAAACCUGCUGGAUCCCCCAAAUCUGAAUCCCCAAAACCUUCUGGAUCCCCCAAAUCUGAAUCCCCAAAACCUGGAUCCCCUAAAUCUGAAUCCCCAAAACCUGGCUCCCCCAAAUCUGAAUCCCCAAAACCUGCUGGAUCCCCCAAAUCUGAAUCCCCAAAACCUGCUGCAUCCCCCAAAUCUGAAUCCCCAAAACCUUCUGGAUCCCCCAAAUCUGAAUCCCCAAAACCUUCUGGAUCCCCUCAAUCUGAAUCCCCAAAACCUGCUGGAUCCCCUAAAUCUGAAUCCCCAAAACUUGCUGGAUCCCCCAAAUCUGAAUCCCCAAAACCUGCUGGAUCCCCCAAAUCUGAAUCCCCAAAACCUUCUGGAUCCCCCACAUCUGAAUACCCAAAACCUGCUGGAUCCCCUAAAUCUGAAUCCCCAAAACUUGCUGGAUCCCCUAAAUCUGAAUCCCCAAAACCUGCGGGAUCCCCUACUUCUGAAUCCCCCAAAUCUGCUGGAUCUCCUAAAUCUGAAUCCCCAAAACCUGCUGUCUCCCUCAAAUCUGAAUCCCCCAAAACUACAGGAUCCCCCAAAUCUGAAUCCCCCAAAUUAGGAUCCCCCGAGGCAGAGUCCCCUAAGGGUGAGGCCCCCAAACCAGAAGCUCCAAUAUCAGAGGCCCCCAUGGCUGCAGAAGAGAAAGUAGACCAAAAGAGUCAUUCAGAGGAAGAGAAGGAGGUAGAAAAGAAAGACGCAGCCAUGAACGGAGAGGUGGAGAAGAUUACCCCAGAGGACAAGGACAAGAAGGAUGAGGGUGGGAAAGAGGCAGAGGAGAAGGAUGUUAUCUCAAAUGGAGUGGACGAGAGCCCCACUAAAGAUGACCCGGACCAGAAAGAUGAUCCAAAGGACCAGAAGGUGGUCAUCACCAAAACGGUGGAGACCAUCACCACUGGAGAGGACGGGGCCAAGCAUGUCACCAAAUCGGUCACUGUCACCGAGACUGUGAAUGAGUCUGAGGAUGUGAUGCAGGAGAAGACAGUCUCCAGCAAGAAGAUGGAGAAACACUCUUCCCAGUCCGUCAAGGUGGUGACUGAAACUGAGUAACUGCGCUCCAUCCAACCCACUCAGGAGGAACAAAGUUAACACGACAACAAGCAAUCAACCCAGAACUAACAUAACAAAGAAAUCAUAGAGCUAGAGCGAUGUAAUAAAGAAAACCACUCUCAAACAUACAGAAAAGCAACGAGAGAAGGCAUAUGAUGUGACAAAGCUAACGUUUAAAAAGUGCAUGUUGAGAGAAAGCUUUAAAUGGGUUUUGCUGUAGAUUAUAUCAGGAAAAUGUGAUAGUGGGACAGAUUGUUAAUUGUCUUUAUGUUUCCCUGCAGUUCACGGGAGGGCUCACGGGUGGGGGCGUCUGCAUGCUAGCUAAGGGAGGGAGACCCCUCCGCUCUAACCUGUAUGGAUGGAUGGAAGGUUUACAGUUUAGAUGCAUACUGUAUGUGGGUGGGAGAGUGAUAGAAAUGUAUGUUAUUUCAAAUGUUAAUUCAAAAAGGGGUGCCUGGGUUGGAGGGUCCACUUUAGAGACACAUGUUCAAAGGGACUAGCCUUUUUAUGUGAAGAUACCAACUGAGCCAAAAUUACAAUCGUCUACAACACAAUAUAGUGAAGAAUGAGAAAGACGAUGGUGCAAUGUACUGAUGAUCAUAAACAUACAGUACCCGAAGCAACUAAAGCUUUAAGAACCUUGAAGAACCUCUGAGCCUUAAACAUGCUUUUUAUCAGUAUCUAUUAUGUUUACCUAAUGAGUGCAAUUGAAAAUAAAUAUGUAAAUGUGCACACAUACAUUCUUGUAUGCAUAGGAUGGACUUGAAUUUAAAUAGCGAAUUUAAAUGAGGUGCUACAGUUUGCAAUCCCAUGUCUUUACUCAUCAUGAACUAUUUCCCAGCAGCAUUUGCUCAAUAAAUGUCAUA
Oncorhynchus masou masou (cherry salmon) is the source of this 4184-nucleotide messenger RNA. RefSeq names its product neurofilament medium polypeptide-like. The coding region runs from base 58 to 3318 and encodes 1086 amino acids. NCBI's taxonomy places the organism in Eukaryota, Metazoa, Chordata, Actinopteri, Salmoniformes, Salmonidae. Gene Ontology annotation, cellular component: intermediate filament; postsynaptic intermediate filament cytoskeleton; axon. The transcript has 4 exons. Gene Ontology annotation, molecular function: structural constituent of cytoskeleton. The record is from RefSeq and is a predicted model, not a curated record. Gene Ontology annotation, biological process: neurofilament bundle assembly.